Messenger RNA from Bursaphelenchus xylophilus (pine wood nematode), 2664 nucleotides. NCBI's taxonomy places the organism in Eukaryota, Metazoa, Nematoda, Chromadorea, Rhabditida, Aphelenchoididae. The record is from the annotation of a GenBank genome assembly.
AUGGAUGAGGAUCAGCUUCUCGACUAUGAGGAAGAGCAGGAGGAGGUCGAUGCCACCGAAAAGCCGGAGAAUGGCUCCGGUGGGGAUGCCAAGAAGGCCAUGAAGGUAUGUUUCUUGUGGUUUUUGUGUUUGUUUUUAGGUGUUAUCGGGGAUUUUUUUUUGUCAAGUGGAAGCUCAGCUGAAAAUGGUUGUAGGCUUAGAUUAAAGUGGAAUUCUUGGACGAAUUUACUCUCAUUAGUUGGGGAUGGUCUUUAGGUAACUGCACAAGAAAGUUGGCGGGAUUCUGUCCGAUAGUUUUUGAGAAAUUUCCAAAUCCCCGAGGAACUAGUGUAAUAUACGAAUUUCUUCAAAAACUUGCUUAUUUCGCCUCAAUUUCAGGGACAUUAUGCGUCCAUUCACAGUUCCGGCUUCCGCGAUCUCAUGCUCAGACCCGAAUUGCUCCGAGCCAUCAUCGAUUGCGGUUUCGAACAUCCGUCCGAAGUCCAGCACGAAUGCAUUCCUCAAGCCAUCUUGGGUAUGGAUGUGAUUUGUCAGGCCAAGUCAGGUAUGGGAAAAACCGCUGUCUUUGUUUUGGCCACGCUGCAACAGAUACAGCCGGUUGAUGGCGAGGUCUCGGUGUUGGUCAUGUGCCACACAAGAGAACUGGCGUUCCAGAUCAACAAGGAAUAUGAGAGGUUCGCCAAAUACAUGCCUAAUAUUAAGGUGAGUUCUUUGAAAUGUUUUCGUUGGUUUUUAGGACGUCUGGAGGAAGAUUUGAUCCAAGUUUCAUGGUUUACCAACAUAUUAUACUAGACCAACGUAACGACUGAAUUUUCAGACAGCCGUCUUCUUUGGUGGUAUGCCCAUCAAGAAGGACGAGGAGAAGUUGAAGACUAACACUCCUCACAUUGUGGUCGGAACCCCAGGUCGUUUGUUGGCUCUGUCCCAGUCGAAGGCGCUGGAUCUGAGUCAUGUUAAAUACUUUAUCCUAGACGAGUGCGACAAGAUGAUUGGCGACGAGGACAUGCGUCGUGAUGUUCAACUGAUCUUCCGUCAGACUCCCACCGAAAAGCAGGUAAUGAUGUUCUCGGCCACAUUGCCCAAGGAUCUGAGAGUGGUCUGCAAGAAGUUUAUGCAAUCGGUAAGGGUUUAUAUUGAUCUUGACUGGCUGGAGAAUCUCCAGAAACGCAAAAUAGAUGAAUAGUUACACGAUUUAUGACCUUAUUUUAGCCUAUGGAAGUGUUUGUUGAUGAUGAUGCCAAGCUGACCCUCCAUGGACUCCAGCAGUAUUAUGUGAAGCUGAAGGAGAACGAGAAGAACAGAAAGUUGUUGGAGCUUUUGGAUGCGCUUGAGUUUAAUCAGGUAAGAUUUUUAAUUAUUUUUUUGUGUUUUAGUGGAAGUAGCAAUGUUAUACUAGAGGUUUUUGGUUCCCCACAGCGUAAGUCAGCAGUUUGACUCCUCGCCCCUUCUAGGGAUGAUAUAUGGUUGAAUUGUGUUACCGAUGUGGUAGAGCAACGUUAGAGUUGUUGGGUGGGGUCAUCGGGAUCUUCAGUUUUUGGAGAUCUCACCGACUUCCAUCCGCAUCUCGUCCGGUCUUGUUUUUUUUUGGGACGUUGAAGCUGAGAGUUUGCCCGGUAUUUUUUCGAUGCACCGUGCAUUAGUGAUGCUUUGGACAUAUUUUAUAAAACAUUUCGUAUUGUUUUAUAUUUUUUGCCGUUUUUUCUCUAAAUUUAUAUGGUUUUAGGUUGUGAUCUUCAUGAAGAGCGUCCAACGUUGCCAAGCCCUGAACCAACUCCUCACCGAACAGAACUUCCCCUCCAUCGCCAUCCACCGUCAAAUGUCGCAGGAAGAGCGCCUCUCCAGAUAUCAGCAGUUCAAGGACUUCCAGAAGCGAAUCUUGGUCGCCACCGACUUGUUUGGCCGUGGAAUCGAUAUCGAAAGAGUGAACAUUGUCUUCAACUACGACAUGCCGGACAGCUCGGACACUUAUCUUCAUCGAGUAGGUUGUUUACAAGUUCGGAUGAGAGCGGGAAUCCCGACGUAAAAUGAGGUGGUUUUGAAUGGAAAAUGUAUGAAUGGAUACUGUAAUUCAUUGGCGACAGCGAUGACAUGGUUACAGUAUGCAUGGAAUACUGUAAUUUGGCUAGUGGAAGGCCCUUUUCCCGUCGGUGAGAUGGGGCUGGCUGACUGACUGAAAGACCUCUCUCCGAUCAGGUAUGACAAGUGUAAUAUUGACUGAGUUUUAGUCCGAUUGUCAACGACAAUGUUGGUGAAAUUGAAGAGGACGGAUCGGAGAAGGUCUUUUGCAAGUUUGGACCGAAGCCGGUUGAAGGCGAGGCCAGUAGCGCACAAGUUGUCAAGAUUUACUCAAAUUUAUCCAAGUCCAAGCAAAGAAGAUCCCGUUUACUCUCCCCCAGAAUACUGUAGUUUAUUUUGUAGCAGUCUUAGGAAGUGCUGAUUGGUCUGCAGAGGUCCUUGGAGUAACCUUUUUUUAUAUUAUUCAUUUUUUUUUAGGUCGCUCGUGCUGGUCGCUUCGGAACCAAAGGCCUGGCCAUCACGUUCGUCUCGGACGAAACCGACGCCCAAACCCUGAACGGAGUCCAAGACCGCUUCGACGUCACCAUCCCCGAACUGCCCGACGAAUUGGACAAGGGAACCUACAUCGACGAGACCGGCGCCAACUGA